AUGUCAUUAUUAGUAUAACAUUAGUUACUAUAAUAAAAAAAAGAGUAUAAAGAUUUGGAGCACAUUCAGUUUAUAUUGCCAGAGUUUCUCAAUGACUUUAGUAGAAUCACUAAAGACAUAUCUCUUGAUUACUUUUACUAUUCUCCUUUUUAUGAUAAGGAAUCUAACAAUGAGAAAUUAAAAUGCUAACAACAACAACAAAGCUUGGACAAGUUAAAGGAGCACUAAGGGAUAGAAUUCGUUCAGACAUUUUAUGAUGAUGAAUAAGGAGUAUAUCUGAUAGAAAAACGGUAUAGAAAAUCUCCUCUAGAGACUUUCACUAUUAGUGCCUACUUUAUUGUUUUUGACAGAAUAUUCUAAGCUAGUACACUGAAGAAAAUAAUAGAUGCUCGUUCUUAGAAUGCAGCAUAUUUUAUUGAUAUUGCUUUUGAAGAGGCUAAGUAAAAGGCCAAUAUUUUGUACAGUAAAACAAGUAGACCUUGGAAACAUUAGAAUUAGAAUGACGAGAGAAUUGAUUAUGACAUGGUAUUUCAAAAUGCAUAAUAAGAAUUAGAACAGGUUUAUAGUGAGAUAUUUGCGUAGAAUAAAACAUAGGAUUCUACAUUUGACAUGAAUAGAAUCUGGGCUGAAAGUAUGCAGUAAUUUGAUAAAAAUUUCUAAUGA
Molecule: messenger RNA, 663 nt
Organism: Stylonychia lemnae
Lineage: Eukaryota; Ciliophora; Spirotrichea; Sporadotrichida; Oxytrichidae
Source: the annotation of a GenBank genome assembly